This is a messenger RNA of Leguminivora glycinivorella, 2178 nucleotides long. Its product is annotated as ecdysteroid-regulated 16 kDa protein-like. The record is from RefSeq and is a predicted model, not a curated record. Gene Ontology annotation, molecular function: sterol binding. Bases 98 to 535 code for a protein of 145 amino acids. The transcript is spliced from 4 exons. Gene Ontology annotation, biological process: intracellular cholesterol transport. Lineage: Eukaryota; Metazoa; Arthropoda; Insecta; Lepidoptera; Tortricidae.
CCAACCAGCCAGUCCGCCAAAUACGCGCGAGUAGACCGCACGCUAGCGCGCGAUUUAAAAAACAAAAUUAAAAAAUUUAAUUAAAAACAAAACCGCCAUGUUGUUCGCGGCAUCUCUCGUGGUCUUGCUGGCCAGUGCUCAAGCCAAGUUCUACACGGAUUGUGGAUCAACGUUGGCGUCCGUGGCGAAAGUUGGCGUGAGCGGGUGUGAAGACUCGGCCAAGGAAUGCGUCCUGAAGAGAAAUACCAAUGCCACCAUCACUAUAGAUUUCACACCAACUGUAGCAGCCAAGGAGAUAACCACAGAAGUUCACGGAGUCAUCAUGAAUCUCCCCGUCCCGUUCCCGUUGCCGCAACCCGACGCUUGCAAGGGCAGCGGACUGACCUGCCCCCUCAAGGCCGGUGCGCAAGCAAACUACGUGACGUCAUUGCCAGUCCUCAAGUCGUAUCCCAAAGUCAAGGUCGACGUCAAAUGGGAGCUGAAGACCGACAGUGGAGACCUCGUCUGCAUCAUGAUCCCGGCCAAAAUCAAUUAAAACGAUAUUUUAACACAAUAGGUAUAAGGUGUACCCAGUAGGCCAACUUCGAACAUUUUAUGAUAUUCGAAAUUAGCCGGGUCCACACAGAGCGAGGCUUGUCGCGAGGCAAUGUGCUCGCAUGGCAAACGUUUAUUAUUGUGAACGUGCGAGAAAAACGGAAAUUGCCUCGCGACAUCCCUCACUGUGUGAGGACCCAGCAAAAUUUCGUACGAACGCUGAAAACGGUUUUCCUGGAAGGGGGCGCGUAACUUUUUUCUUCUAACUGAUAGUUAAGCACGGCGUCCACUAGGCUCGCCGCGUCGAAUCGCAUUCAAAAUGUAUGAGGACUAGAUUCGACGCGGCUGGAUUCCGCCUUAGUGGACGCCAGGCUUUAAUGGGCCCUUCUAGCAAAUAGGUAUGCUUAAAUCUGUGGCCUUGUCUCUUGAUUUCACCCGGGACCUGUUUUUUUGUUCGAAAUUGGAUUACCUGGUAGACAUAACUCGGUGUACACUGGUAUUUCUACGUUAGGAUGCUCUUCGGUUUAUAUUAAGUAGGUAUUUGCAAACAAAACGCGGUGUUAUAAUACAAUAAUAAGUACUAAACUCCAGCACAUGCAUCGUGUCAGUAGAAAAAGUAACUUUGAAUUUUCGAUGGGAGGUGAUCUCAUCGCACGUACAUUUUUAUUCUCUGCAUGUUUCUACUGAAUACAGUAAUUUUUAAUGACUAUAAUGAGGGAAUGCCUAGCCAUUGGAAAUAUGAGGCGCAGAAAUUGACUAUUUGUUAGUAAGAUGUAAAAACAACUUAAGUCAUUUAAAAUGAGGUAUAAAUUUGACUAAGGCAAAUGAUAUAAUAAUGAGAAAUAUUGACGAAACUUCGUGUCGAAUGUGGAAUCCGAAUAUUUUUGAAUACGUUUUAUGAAUCGAAAUUGUUAUUAUUAUAUUCUAAAUCAUACUUUAUUUUAUAACUUAUCAGUUAGCCAGCAGAAAAUUGGUGAAUCAGCUGAGUCCACACAGGGCGAGGCACGUCGCGAGGCAAUGUACUUGCGCGGCAAACGUGCCUUGGCCGAAAACAUACGUGGUGCCUCGGUCGAGGCAUAUCUACACUGAACGUUUGCCGCGCCAGCACAUUGCCUCAAGACGUGCCUUGCUCUGUGUGGACCCGGCAUCGAGCUGUCUGUUUGUGUUUAUACAAUACAGUAAAAACUAUAGAUACUUACUCGCAAAAUAUAUAACGGUUUAAGGUUCAUGACAGCUGUCUCAGUAACCAAGUUAUGUGAAGAAUAGUGCAUGUAAAACAGAAAUAUGUAGGUUUUGAAUAUGUUUCUUACUCUGAGUAUGUUUUAUUUUUUUAAUACGCGGUUAAUUUUGUACGAUACUAUAAUUUUACGAUUUGCUAUGCUUUUUUAAAUGGUUAAUAGUUAUGUAAACUAACGUAUUUUAUAUGUGCUUUAAUAUCUUGCCUGACAUAACUUAGGAAAUGAUUCUAAAGUAAUAUGACUAAUGAUUAUUAUAUGCUUUGACCAAAGUUUUUUGUGAUAAAUAUGUAUAAUGAUGUAGUUUCAAUAAUAUUUAAGUUUAAUAUUAGAAUAGAAAUCAACAUCACAAUUACUUAAUUAUUAUUGAAACCACAAAGUUAAAAGAACGAAUAAAAACCGAUGAUAA